AAAUUUGAAUCUCGUACUCGUAGAAAACCCGCAAGCAGUUUUUUAUUCUAAUUCUAUUUUAGUUGAUAAUUUCAAGUAUUUUUAACACUCCGAAGUAGAGUUUGUUGUAAAAAUGGCUAGUGCAAAUUCGCCAUCUGCUGUUUUAACAGAUACUAGAGCUUUAUCUCAACGGAUGCGCUCAGCUUACGACGUUUCCCGAAGCACUGCGACGAUCGGUGAUGUUGCCGUGUCGCUGGAAGCUCUCCGGACAAACCUAUCGUCCCUGAUCGAGCAAGCCAAAAUCCGCAUUCACAAGGCGAGCGUGAACCAAACGGCGCCCCUAACGGAAAAGCAAGCCAAGUUGCUGAACGAUGCCAUCUAUUCGGCUAGUUCGAUCCUGCGGAAGCAGGAACAGCUGACCAGCGCACAGAAUCGGAAGCAAAGUGAUACGGCCCAGCUUAGCGGGGAGGACUUCCAGGAGCAGAUGGCCAACUUGAACAAACAGCUGAAUGCCGUUUCGAUCGAAAUGGCAAAGCUCAAACGGGCUAAUGAUAACAUCAUGAACAUCUACUCGAACUACAUGCUGGAGAAUGAGGAGGAAUGUGAUUCGGAUGAGGAGGAAGAGGACACCGACAGCAAUGAGGAGAAUAACACUAUGUAUAAGCGCGAUUAAGUUUAGGUAAGUUAAAUUAUGUUUUGUAUGCAUCAAUGUAUGUGAAGACUGAUUAUUGAAAACAAGAAUUUGAUCAUAUUUCAUUUUAUAUUACAA
Aedes albopictus (Asian tiger mosquito) is the source of this 748-nucleotide messenger RNA. RefSeq lists its product as uncharacterized. Lineage: Eukaryota; Metazoa; Arthropoda; Insecta; Diptera; Culicidae. The record is from RefSeq and is a predicted model, not a curated record. The transcript is spliced from 2 exons. Bases 113 to 652 code for a protein of 179 amino acids.